AUGACCUUCGUGGAGCUCCUGGCCCGCCUGGGGGGGAUGGGUCGUUUCCAGGUGACCUACGUGGCCGCCUUGGCCCUCCCCCUGCUGAUGUUGGCCAGCCACAACCUCCUCCAGAACUUCACCGCCGGCGUCCCCGACCACCACUGCCGCCCCGGCCCCGCCUUGGCCAACGCCACCUCGGGGGAGGUCCCCGGGUCAACCGACCGCGGGGUGGCCACCGAACCUUGUCGCGACGGUUGGGUCUACCACCACGACGUCUUCACCCACACCAUCAUCACCGAGUGGGACCUGGUGUGCGAGUCCAAGCGGUUGAGGCAGGUGGCCCAGUCCAUCUACAUGGCCGGGAUCCUCGUGGGCUCGGGGCUCAUCGGGGUCCUCUCCGACAAGUGG
Merops nubicus (carmine bee-eater) is the source of this 390-nucleotide messenger RNA. Its product is annotated as solute carrier family 22 member 6-B-like. The transcript is spliced from 3 exons. The annotation marks the transcript as partial. Lineage: Eukaryota; Metazoa; Chordata; Aves; Coraciiformes; Meropidae. The record is from RefSeq and is a predicted model, not a curated record.